UUUAACCUCAGGGACGUGCGGUCUACUUUUAGGUAACGAAUGUUCAAGGGCGGACAUAUUUACUUCUCAACCCAGUUCAUGUUCUAGGCGCGUGACCAGAUUGUGUUUGAAGAAUUGAAGUAACGGUACCAGAGUCAACUGAUCGGUACAAUGGGGUCCGACUUCUCAUGGCAGGCGCCGAUCUUCAUGGCAAUUCUCGCCGCUGUUGUUGUCUCUGCAAGCCCCGUUAUCAAACGGGACAUUUACGGGGGGUGGCCACAACAGGUGCACCUGUCCUACGCAGGCUCAGCCAGCGAGAUGAUGGUGACCUGGAGCACAGCCAACCAGACGGACUCAGUCGUGGAGUACGGGGAGGGCGGGCUGAUGAAGACGCCCCGGGGGUCCAGCGUGGAGUUUGAGGAUGGAGGAGAUGAACAUCGCGUACAGCACAUCCACAGGGUCACGCUGACUGGGCUCACUCCCGGGCACACGUACAUGUACCACUGUGGCAGUAUGGAGGGAGGCUGGAGUGACUUGUUCGUCUUCACCGCCAUGAAGGAGGGAACUGACUGGAGCCCAUCCUUCGCUGCCUUCGGAGACAUGGGCAACGAGAACGCCCAGUCUCUGAGCCGGCUGCAGGGAGACACACAGAGGGGCAUGUAUGACUUCAUCCUGCAUGUUGGUGACUUUGCAUAUGACAUGGACUCUGAGAAUGCCCGUGUGGGCGAUGCCUUCAUGAACCAGAUCCAGUCCAUAGCGGCCUAUGUGCCCUACAUGACAUGUGUGGGGAACCAUGAGAAUGCUUAUAACUUCUCCAACUAUGUGAGCAGGUUCUCCAUGCCUGGUGGGGUGCAGAAUCUGUGGUACAGCUUCAAUGUUGGUCCUGCCCAUAUCAUUGGUUUCUCCACUGAGGUGUACUUCUAUGUCCAGUAUGGGCUCAAGCAGAUGACAGAGCAGUACAAGUGGCUGGAGCAGGAUCUCAUGGAAGCUGCUAAACCAGAGAACAGGAAGGAGCGUCCCUGGAUCAUCACCAUGGGCCACCGCCCCAUGUACUGUUCCAACAACGAUCACGACGACUGCACCAGACACGAGAGUGUUGUGCGUAAAGGACAUGUUGGCUACCCUGGGGUGGAGGAUCUCUUCUACAAGUAUGGUGUGGACCUGGAAAUCUGGGCACAUGAGCACACAUACGAGAGACUGUGGCCUGUCUAUGAUUACAAGGUGUACAACGGCAGCAUGGCCACCCCCUACACCAAUCCCAAGGCUCCUGUGCACAUCAUCACUGGCUCUGCUGGCUGCAGGGAGCGUCACGAUGGUUGGAUCGCUAAUCCUCCAGUCUGGAGUGCCCUCAGGAACUCUGACUAUGGCUACACCAAGUUCAAGCUGCACAACUCAACACACCUGUACCUGGAACAGGUGUCAGAUGACAAGGAUGGACAGGUGAUUGACUCUAUCUGGGUCAUCAAGGACCAGCACGGUCCCUACAGCCGUACCUGACAGGACAACACCUGUAGAUACACCUGGAACACCUGACAGCAAAUGUGAAAAAUAUAUACAUGCUGCUGUAUCUGCAAGGUGGUAGGUAUGGUCUACUUGAAAGGAAGGACUUUUAAAAUAAGUCACAAAUCUGUCACAAACAAACCAGUACUACUUAGUUUCAAUCCCAACAGAAUACCUUAUGAGUUGGCAGGUACUUGUUUUAAACUGAUACUAUUUUAUUAAUUGUGGUGAUGUACAUUUUUCUUUUGAUUUUUUAAAAGAGUUUUAUUUCAUCUCUUAAAGGUUAAUGUUGCGCUUCAGAAUGUGAUAUCAUCCGUCUGCUUCUCAAUCCUCAGUACUGAAUAUGUUUUAUCAGUGAAAUCUACUGAGUAUGUUUUAUCAGUGAAAUUUUAAAAUUUUGAAAUGAAGAAUUAGCAUACCUGAUGACUAUGAUGUAAUGUGUCAAACCGAACACAAUCAGGUUUCUAUCCGGUUUCAAUAUGUUUUAACAUGUGCCAAACCUAUUGUCAACCUAUUAUCGGUUUCAAUAUGUUUCAAUGUGCCAGAUCUAUUGUCAACCAAGUGGUAACUGUUAUUUCUUUGGAGAAUUCAGGUCUAUCUCCAGUCUACAAAGGUGCCAAUUGUAAAAUAAAUGUUGCACUUUGUUGAAAUUAAAGCCAGGGCUCAUUGCUGCUCAA
This is a messenger RNA of Branchiostoma floridae (Florida lancelet), 2156 nucleotides long. Its product is annotated as acid phosphatase type 7-like. The coding region runs from base 151 to 1476 and encodes 441 amino acids. Lineage: Eukaryota; Metazoa; Chordata; Leptocardii; Amphioxiformes; Branchiostomatidae. The record is from RefSeq and is a predicted model, not a curated record. Gene Ontology annotation, molecular function: metal ion binding; acid phosphatase activity. The transcript is spliced from 13 exons.